AUGCCAAGAGUCGUCGUCGGCGGUGGCGCGGCCUACAAGGGCGACAUCAAGGGCUACUGGAAGCGCCGCGGCUACGACCGGCUCGACGCGGCCGCGGCGCAGCGCCACCCGCGCCUCCCGACCGCGGAGCUCGGUGGCGGCGAGGCGCAGCCAAAGCCGCAGCGUCGCGGGUGGCGCGUUCGCCGCCGGCGCGCGGGCGUCCUCGGCCGGCGCCUCCUGCGCGCGCUCUCGCCGCUGCGGCUGCUGGCGCGGCUCCGCGACGCCUACGUGAACGCCAUGCUCCGCCUCGCGUCCUCCGCCGCCGUGGCCGGCUACGGCGCCGCCGGCCCGUACUGCACCUCGGCCGACCCGUUCGCAAGGCCGCGGCCGCUCACCAGGGAGUACGACGAGAAGGCGCUCGUCGAGAUCUACAGAUCCAUCCUCGCGCGCGGCGGCGAGGCCGGGCCGCCGGUGCUCGCCGCCGCGCGGCUGCCCGCGGCGGUCUGA
This is a messenger RNA of Miscanthus lutarioriparius, 486 nucleotides long. The record is from the annotation of a GenBank genome assembly. Lineage: Eukaryota; Viridiplantae; Streptophyta; Magnoliopsida; Poales; Poaceae.